Molecule: messenger RNA, 499 nt
Organism: Ruditapes philippinarum (Manila clam)
Lineage: Eukaryota; Metazoa; Mollusca; Bivalvia; Venerida; Veneridae
Exons: 2
Source: RefSeq, a predicted model, not a curated record
CGUGACUGCUCACAAAAUGGCGAAUAAAGAAAUUUUGUGUCAACAAUUGACACAUUUUGAUAAAUUUCGUCAUAAUUGUGUUUUCUCAGGAACACUAGCAUGUCCGGUGGUCAUCAAAUUUGUGAUGCCUCAGCAAAAGGAAAAAGCUUUUCUGAAGCCACCGUGGACAUUUCAGCCAACGAAGGUUUUCCAUUAUUUUGCUGUCAGCUUGCUGGUAUAGGAAAAUUGCUUUCUUACCUUGAAGGAAAUCUCGAAAAAAGUGCCGAAAUUGAAAGAUUAGAGAAAUUCUUCGCAGAUAAACAGCACACAGAGUGUCUUCUUUCAUUGGAUAAAAGCAAUGAAUAUAAUGAAUAUAACAUUCAAGUUAUUCUUGCUGCUCAUUUGUUUGGACCAUUGGCAGGCAGUUUCGAGAUUGGAAGCAAAGGCUUCUCAAAGGAUGCAAAACGAUGUCCUAAGUGUGGAAUUGAUAUUAGUGAAAAUCUAAAGAAUACAUCACUUG